AUGAAGAUUUCUAGUCCCACUAUUUAUUUAACCGUCCUGGAGGAAGUACCAAUGCCAGAAGAAGAGAAGAAGUCCGCUAUUGGAGAACCAAAAACAGAUAUGGAUAGCCUAACAAAGGAAGAACAAGGAGAAGUAGCAAAACUCUUUGAAAUGAAGAAAAAAUUAUUUGUAGGAAGUUUGAAGGAGCUUAUCCAGACCAACAAUAACAAGGAAGGAACGAAAAAUAAUAACCUUGUGGAGAUAAGAGAAUUAAGAACUGAUUCUCAAAACUAUGAAGACAAAGUGAUGAGGGUACUGACCACUGACACCACAAUUGUAAGCUGUGAUGGUUCGGGAGGAUUGUGUAGAAGAGAAAAUCAAGAAUUAGUAAUUAGUGAUAAGAGGUACUGUGAUGCAAACGAACUUACCGAUGGGAGACCUGAUGCGAAUGGAGGUGGAUUGGGAUGUCACGAGAAUAGAGGGACGAUAACCGAUGACCCUCCUGAUAAGGGUAAAAUGGAGAAUGAAAUGAAAAGAGGGACGGUAGUAAUUAAUGUAAGGAAAUUCAGGAUACUCAGGUACGAAAAAUGGUGGUGA
Acaulospora morrowiae is the source of this 576-nucleotide messenger RNA. Lineage: Eukaryota; Fungi; Glomeromycota; Glomeromycetes; Diversisporales; Acaulosporaceae. The record is from the annotation of a GenBank genome assembly.